Trichoderma gamsii is the source of this 3843-nucleotide messenger RNA. RefSeq lists its product as hypothetical. Bases 1 to 3843 code for a protein of 1280 amino acids. Gene Ontology annotation, biological process: protein desumoylation. Gene Ontology annotation, cellular component: nucleus; cytoplasm. The transcript is spliced from 8 exons. Gene Ontology annotation, molecular function: SUMO-specific endopeptidase activity. The record is from RefSeq and is a predicted model, not a curated record. NCBI's taxonomy places the organism in Eukaryota, Fungi, Ascomycota, Sordariomycetes, Hypocreales, Hypocreaceae.
AUGUCUCGCCGCGACGACGACAUAUCGCCCAGCGUGACCCCAAGCGGCCUAGGCGGUACUGCAGAUCCAGAGGCAACUCACCACGCCUCGUUGGCGCCAUGGGCCGCUGUGCCCGCUAUGAACUUUUGCUUUGCGUUGGCCACGGGCCAAACCCGACCUCCAACAUCAUCAUCGCCAAACGUCCGUGAACAUGUGCAACAAGAGCCUGUAGCUCUCGGGGCCUCAAAGCAUUUGCUGAGCCGGACUAGGCUACCCAAAUCGGCGCCGCGCAUCGCUAGUCGAAGCCCUAUCGAGGCUGCUGAAGAAAAAUUCCCUGUCGGUCACGCGGAAACGGACAGCGAUCCGAAGCCAUCUCGAGAAAGCAGCAAGGCGACAAAAACCCGAUGGGACUGGGACCCAGCGCUGACCUGCAAAAGCCCAUUUGCUCGCUAUCACUCCAAUGCGCACUCGUUCCCGGAUUAUGUGGAACCAAAACGCAGCACUACCAUGGUUCCAGAACGGCUGAAACAAAUCAAUAGAGCGACCAGGCCAGUCGAUACGCUCAGCGGGAGACGACACGACUCUCUCAACGAUGCAGAUGCCCCAGCAAGCAAACGCCAGAAGAAGGAUAUCGUCCGAACGCACGACACGACAGCGAGCCCAUAUUUCCCCAGACCUAAGCCAUCGAAGAGUAGCGAUAUUCAAGAAACACACGUGGAGGGCUUGCACGACGAUAUAUAUGACAUUAGAAGUACUUCAAGCGCAGGAAACACAAGCCUAGGCGCUUUAGGAGGCUUGGACGAAUAUCGCCACUUACCGCCUAUCAGAGGAAAGAAUAAAGGGAGGCCCCGAAGGCGAAGCCAGAUUUUAUCGAACUCGGUUCACCAAACGCAGAGCGAUACUGUUGGCACCAAACUCGACGGGUACCAAGCUCUCGAUCCUCAAUCUCCGAACCGAAAUCGAUUACCUACGGAUAUAGACAGCCCGGAUGUCCUUGCAUCCGAACAACGACCAUCUACGGUAACAAAUGCAGGCUUUGUCACCUCUCGAUUCUUCAAAAGAGAUCGGCCGUAUCACCUUGCAGACAACAGUCGCCCCCAGAUUAAGCGCCAAAAGCCUUCGACAGUCAAAGAGUCUAUUGACGUCUCGGAAGACGAACUCCAGGCCGAUUUUGCAAAGUACACGGAAUCGAAUGACAGCAAAAACACGGCAUCAAGAACUCCCGCUCAUUUGAGCCACCAGAAAAAAUCUACAAUGCGAGGAGAUAUCCACCCUACGGUUUUCAAGACUUCAUCGCAACGACAGGCACGAUCUGACGACAUAGCCAUAAUCAGAGCGGUUUGUGGGAAACAUGUCUACGAGCGCGGUGACAAUACCGAUAUAGUGUUUUUGCGCCGAGAAGACAAGGAUGGCAGAAGGCUUGAAGCCAUAUUUGAGAAUGGCAGCGUCGCAAAAGAGCAUUCUUGGCUAGGCAUCGAUCUGGAUCAAGUUUCUUUUUUCGGAUAUUCUGAACCGUCAAGCCGCUAUGGGUAUAUAAUGCGUUCGAACAAGAAGGAUGCCGGUCCGAAGCUUUAUCUGGAAUUCGAAAGUAUUAACAAAACUAAGAAUUUCUGUGAACUUUUGAGAUCUGUAAAAGUUGACCGGAGGCACAUCGAAGAUCUAGAAAAGAAGGCUGAGAAGGCCUUUGAUGAAACGAAGACUUGGAUAUCUUCUAACACAACCUCUUCUAACACAGCAUCUUCUAACAUAGCCUCUAACGAGGACUGUAAGAAAAUAAGCCAGCUCUUUUCUACAGACGAGAACGAAAAGGUUAUCAUACCAAGAUCUUCUAGUCUGGAUCGACGUCCAUCAUCAGGUGGAAGACUAAAGGAUAUCCUAUUACAGUCAGCUCAAGAUGCAGAGACUUCUAAACCUCUCCGUCGACUAGAAGAAAAUGUCGGUCUCGACCAACGACGAUCCACGAGAUCAUCUGCUCCGGCUACGCGCCCCCGUCUGCCAUCUCCUGAUGCUUGGUCAAAAUCACAUCCGAACUGGGAAAAAUCAUGGCUAGCGCCGCUGAUAUUCCCUGAAACCGGCAAAAACAGAGCGACGGUGGAUAAAAUUGACAUUCCGAGGUUGAACGAGAGUGAAUUUCUAAACGACAAUCUCAUCAACUUUCAUAUUCGCCACCUUCAAUUUAGACUGGAGAAAGAAAGGCCCGAAUUACUACACAAAGUCUACUUCUUUAGUACCUUCUUCUUCGAGAAGCUGAAGUCUACAAAAGGCAAGAUAAACUACGACGGUGUCAAAGCUUGGACAGCCAGAGUAGAUUUGCUCUCUUAUGAUUACAUCUUCGUGCCUGUCAAUGAGCAUACUCACUGGUAUCUGGCCAUAAUUUGCAAUCUUCCUAACGCAGUUCGGGCCCCUUCUCCUGAAGAAAAAGACCCAAAAUCUUCGGAUGGCUCAGUCGAUAAUGCGAUGGAAAUGAUAGAUGCGUCCGAGUCUCCAAGAUUGGCAACAGUCGAAAGAGAUUUGACUGAUAUCUCAUUAGAAGACGUGGAGGCAGCGGCACAAAAAGACGCUGAUGGCUUCGUUCCACCUCAUCGUACAGCCACACCUUCCACACCGUCCUCACCCCCUAGAAAGCGGAAAUUUGCAGGGUCUACCCCGUCUAAAUUCGACCCUACGCAACCCAGAAUUAUCACUCUUGAUUCUCUUGGAAGCCCGCACGCUCCAACAAUCAAGGCGUUGAAAGAAUAUCUCGUUGAGGAAGCGAAGGCGAAGAAGGGCAUUACCUUGCAAACUAUUCCCACCGGCAUGACAGCCAGGGGUAUUCCAGAACAGAACAACUUUUGCGAUUGCGGAGUUUUUGUGCUAGGAUAUAUGGAAGAGUUCUUGAUAAACCCUGACGAGGCAGCUCGCAAGCUCUUCUCAAAAGAAGAGCUCGGCUGGAACAUUCGUCCAUCUGACCUGCGAAAUCAGAUGAGAGAGCUGCUAUUCAAACUUCAAGAUGAACAGCACAAACGACACCUGCAGCAGCGAGAGGAGAAGAAGCUCCUCAAAGCGAAGAGAAAGGCAAUGGCCGAAUCCAGCUCGCAAAUUUCCUCGCCGCCUAAGCCGGUAGCAUCUCCUUCUCCACCACUGAAAUUGCCCGGUUCUUUCCCCAGCGAGUCGCCGGAGAGGAAACCAAUGUCAGGGACUGAGCCCUCUUCAUCAAAAUCUAUACAAGAGGCUGAUACCUUAAAAGACAGUAACUUGAACGGCGAGACGUUGCAUGAAGAUGAGCAGAGGUUCAAAGCGCUCUCAGAGCCCCAGUUUAUCAGCUGCUUAUCAGAUGCGUCAGGCGCCAGCCCUACCAUCACGAAGGGCAAAAUUCCUCCUAUCGCUUCCUCCAAAGCGCCCGAAGAGCCACAACUCAUUGGCUGCUUAUCAGAGGGGGAAAGUGUCACCUCCAAUAUCCCAAACCCAAAGGGCAAAAUCCCCCCCAGCGAUUCUUCUUUAGCCUCCAAACGCAAUGGUUACUACGGUAAACUGGUCGUGGAGUUGAAAGCCGUCAACAAGAGCGAUAAAAGCCAGUUUGAAGAAUCUAUUCUGGACGAUGAUGAAGAUGACUCAGUCCAAUUUAUAAUGCAGCAAUCGAGCGCUUCAUCUGAGAAUAACGAGGCCACGUCAAAACCAAAAGAGACGAGUCGCAACCGACAGUCAUCUGUGGAGCUGGUUGGAGAGACAAGGAGUCGAUCAACGUCGUCCCAUAGGCAUGACCAACAGACUAAACCCUUCACCAGCACUUUAGCACGGUUAAAAGCGCGAAAAGACGUCAAAUCUAAUGAUACCCGAAGAGGGCCAAGAUACGAGGGCAUUGACAGGUCGGCGGCAAUAUCCUAG